AUGGAGACUCCGACGACUCCGACGACGAGGCGCCCGAUGAUGACAGCGCGUGCAAGCAGCUUCUCCAGUGCACGAAUGCUUGAAGCUCAGAUGGCAUUUCAGAAUGUAGUGAAACACGAGUUGCAGUUGCUGCUUGUGGACGGUAUGAAACGGGAAGAAGCAGUGAAGCUAUUGCUAAGACGUAUCGUCGCUAGUACGGAACCACCCGAGGCAACGGCUGUGCGUGGUGUGAUGCGGCAGUUUCAGAUGAAUUAUGAUGAUGCAAUGCGUGCAUUGAUUGUCAAGCAGGAGCUAGGGAGACUCAAGCGUCAAGGGCUCGACUCGUUUGCAGCUAUAGAAGAACUUACACGGAAGAUGAAGAGUCGGGAAGAUGAGACCGAGCAAGUAGUAGAACAAGAAAAGAGAAGAGAAGAGAGAGGAGAAGAUAAUGAGCAAGGAAAAGGGGUGGCAAAGCAAGGUGAAGAAGAUGAAGGACUGAUGAUGGAGGAGGUAGAUCAGCACAAGGAUAUUGCAAGUGAGGAGAAAAAGGAGGAGGACAAGGAGAAUUGGGCUCAGGAGGAGAAAAACAAGAAGCAAUAUACUGAGAAGGUCGAGGAAAUGGUGCAAUCGAUUGAAGAGGUUGAAGACACGAAGAACUUAGUUCAGGAAGAGAACAAUGACAAAAAGAGUGUGUCUAUACCGGCAGCCGAGAUGGCGUCACCGACGUCAGAGAAGGACGGAAAUGAGACGUCCAUGUCGCUGUGUCAACGUAUCGGACAGGUAUCGAUCUCAUCUGGUAACACACCCGAGAAAGAAUCGGAGGGACAUGAUAAUGGAUUAGAAGAAGUUGAGAACACAGAUGAAGAAGCGAACGAGUCGGCGGGAGAAAAGAAUAAAGCAAGUCGUAAGUCACCGCUGAGAGUGCGGAACUCAUUCAACAGCAACCUUGCCGAUCUGACGCCCCAAUCGCGCAAGCGCCGCGCAACUUCCGGCAUAAAGUACGAAACCAGCAGUAAUAAUUGCAGCAACAGCGUUGAGCGCAAUGCAAAGCCUCUGUUUCCGAAUUUGAAGAAACAGAAGUUGUGUGCCGCAGUAGGUGACGGGUAUCUUGAGAUCGUCACUCUUAAAUCUAAGUCAACAUCGACGAAUUUGGCCAAGAGUACAUCAGCAGCAGGAACUUCUGGAUCAUCACCUGGUGGAGAAAAAGGUGGGGGGAUCGAAGCGAGGCGACCACAGCACAAAGAACUUACUCAAGCGGCAACGUGCAAGUCCGACAGGGAUGGCAGAUAA
Molecule: messenger RNA, 1269 nt
Organism: Peronospora belbahrii
Lineage: Eukaryota; Oomycota; Peronosporomycetes; Peronosporales; Peronosporaceae
Source: the annotation of a GenBank genome assembly